This is a messenger RNA of Gadus chalcogrammus (walleye pollock), 778 nucleotides long. RefSeq names its product trafficking protein particle complex subunit 14-like. The transcript has 5 exons. Gene Ontology annotation, molecular function: alpha-tubulin binding. Gene Ontology annotation, cellular component: TRAPPII protein complex. Gene Ontology annotation, biological process: cilium assembly. The coding region runs from base 1 to 525 and encodes 174 amino acids. NCBI's taxonomy places the organism in Eukaryota, Metazoa, Chordata, Actinopteri, Gadiformes, Gadidae. The record is from RefSeq and is a predicted model, not a curated record.
AUGGCCUCCUUCUGCAAGAUUGAGAGCGCCACCUCCAGCCGGGGUCACUGUGAUGAUGCGGACCUGAGCGCCGUGGUGUGCCACACCCCCCUGAGUAACCUGGGCCACUGCCGCCGGGGCAGCACCCUGUCCUUCACCGUGGCCUUCCAGAUCCUCAAGCCCGGCCUGUACGAGCUGAGUCAGCACAUGAAGCUGAAGCUGCAGUUCACCGCCUCAGUGACCAACCCGCCCCCUGAUGCCCGCCCACUCUCACGGAAGAACAGCCCCUCCAGCCCGGCGGUGAGGGACCUGCUGGACCGCCACCAGGCCAGCCUGGGCCGCUCGCAGUCCUUCUCCCACCAGCAGCCGUCCCGCUCACACAUCAUGAGGACAGGCAGUGCCAUGGAGCGGCGCGCUAUAACCCCUCCUGUGGGCUCCCCCGUGGGGAGACCGCUGUACCUGCCCCCCCCAGACAAGGCGCUGCUCUCCCUGGACAAGAUCGCCAAGAGAGAGUGCAAGGUUCUGGUGCUGGAGCCCAUCUGCUGAGAGACGGACGGGGGGAGGAGGAGAGCGCUAGAGCGAGACAGAGAGAGAGACGGGGAAACAGGAGUUAAACAGGAAGUAGAUCGAGUGACAAAAUAGCAGAAUAUAAUAAUCGAGUACAAAGUGUACACAAUAAACUGCUGGGUGGGGAAACUAGACAAAAGGUCGAGUUGAGUUGGUUUAACACAAAAGAACAGGAGACGACUUCUGGGGAUUUAGAAAAGCGUUGUUCAACAUGGCAGUCCUUAACUAAAUA